Messenger RNA from Epinephelus fuscoguttatus (brown-marbled grouper), 626 nucleotides. RefSeq names its product small lysine-rich protein 1. The record is from RefSeq and is a predicted model, not a curated record. The transcript is spliced from 3 exons. Bases 129 to 392 code for a protein of 87 amino acids. NCBI's taxonomy places the organism in Eukaryota, Metazoa, Chordata, Actinopteri, Perciformes, Serranidae.
AGGACAUAAACAGAUGGGGUAUCACUGUCCCAGCUGAAGCCAUUCAGUUGCCACUUACGACAGUGCCAAGUCCAGAACUGAUGGGCAAAUAAUCUCUCAUAUUGGAAGUGACCUUGACAUCUUUGACCAUGCCCACCAAAAUCAAGAAAUCAAGGUCCCAGAGUUCUCGGCCCGCCAAGAAGACUGGGAGUCCAAAAACACCCAAAAAGAAGUCCUCUAGUGCCAAAUCCACCAAGACAGAGGUGGACAUCCUCAGCCCAGCAGCCAUGGAGAAUGUCUACUACAUUUCCCACAAUGCAGUGGACUGUCUGGAGUUCAGAGGCUUUGGGUGGCCACAUUCAAACAAGAAGAAGAAAAAGAAGAAGGGGACAAAACGGAAGAAGAAAAAGUAAAUUAUACAAUUUAUUUUUGCCAAACCAAAGUGAAUUUUUUCUUUUUUUCUGGUAAUGAGUUACAUUUAAAUGUUUUGCAAAUGGCGCCAUCUUAUGGACACAAUUGAGAUUACACAACCUAAAUAUAUCAAGUUUUGACUGCUGGAGUGCAAUGCAGCAAAUAUGGGUCUCUAUCUUUGUGUUUCUUCCCACAAAUUCAUACAGGAGCUCAAAACUGUAAAGCUUAACUUCAUU